Papilio polytes (common Mormon) is the source of this 946-nucleotide messenger RNA. RefSeq names its product collagenase-like. The transcript has 5 exons. Lineage: Eukaryota; Metazoa; Arthropoda; Insecta; Lepidoptera; Papilionidae. The record is from RefSeq and is a predicted model, not a curated record. Gene Ontology annotation, molecular function: serine-type endopeptidase activity. Gene Ontology annotation, biological process: proteolysis. The coding region runs from base 38 to 877 and encodes 279 amino acids.
UCUUGCGUUAGCAUUAGGUACCCAAGCCGAUUCCGCAAUGAAGGUGUUCGUAGUUCUGUCCUGCCUGGCGGCGUUGGCUGUGGCCUAUGAGCCCAUCGAGCUCGACUACCACCUGAAUGUGGGCAUCCCGAGGGCCGAAGUCAUCAAGCAAGCGGAGCUGGCUGCAGAUUUCGACGGCUCCAGGAUUGUCGGCGGGUCUGCGGCUUCUCUCGGCGCCUACCCGUACAUGGGUGGGCUGGUGAUCUUGCUCACAGACGGCCGCACCUCGGUGUGCGGCUCCUCGCUGAUUUCCAACACUCGGCUAGUGACGGCGGCGCACUGCUGGCGCGACCGAACCACACAGGCGCGCGAGUUCACCGUCGUGCUCGGCUCCAUUCGUCUCUUCUCCGGUGGCACCCGCAUUGUUACCAACCGCGUCCAGGUUCACGGCAGCUACAGCACGAGUAACUACAACAACGACAUCGCUGUUAUUACCAUCAAUUCCGUCGCCUACACAAACAACAUCCGCAACAUUGGCCUUGCUUCCGGUAGCAACGACUUCGCGGGCUCCUGGGCCGACGCAGCUGGUUUCGGCUUGACCGCAGACGGUGGUAGCAUCAGCAACAACCAGUUCCUGUCGCACGCGCGUGUGCAGGUCAUCACCAACAACGUGUGCAGACUGACGUUCGGCAUCAGCACCGUCAUCUCGUCCACCCUCUGCAUCAGCGGUGCUAACCGCAUCAGCACCUGCAGCGGCGACUCCGGCGGCCCUCUUGCCAUCGGCAACACUCUCAUCGGUGUAACAUCAUUCGGGUCGAGCCGCGGCUGCCAGCACAACUUGCCCGCCGGCUUCGCCAGGGUCACCUCCUUCAACGCUUGGAUCAGAUCUCUGAUGUAAUCUGAUUACAUCCGACUAAACAAGACUGCUGUUCUAUUCCGAUUCAAAUAAACGACAUUCUACUCUAAA